Molecule: messenger RNA, 510 nt
Organism: Lactuca virosa
Lineage: Eukaryota; Viridiplantae; Streptophyta; Magnoliopsida; Asterales; Asteraceae
Source: the annotation of a GenBank genome assembly
AUGUCUGCACCUCAACCCACAUCCAAAAACCGUACCUCUCUCAAGAUCCAUCUCGCUUAUCGAUUCCUUCUUGCUUUAAACACCCUCAACAUGAAAAGAUCAGCUUUUGACCACACCCAGAACCAUAAAAGGUCUCACCGUGUAAAGAUUGCAGCCUACGCAUCAAUGGCGUCUGUGGUUGGACCAAGAAGAGCUUGGAGCCGUGCGAUUUUAUGGAAGAUCAGAAACCAAGGUGUGUUAACAAGAAACAAGAAGAGGGUUCAUCAUAUAACUACUAGUCUUCGCCUUCAUCGACAUCAUGCACGACCUACAAGGAGAAGAAACCCUAAUAGAGAACAUGUUAACCCGUUUGGGAAUUCGGGUCUAGAAGUGAAGCUAAGGAAGCUUGUACCUGGUGCUGAAACGAUGGAUCCAUGCGGAUUGUUGGAUGAAACUGCUGAUUACAUAAAGCAUCUGGCCACGCAGGUCGAAGUCAUGAAAACUCUGGUAGAUCUCUACUCCACCAUUUGA